CCGCCGGGUGUGUGCGACAGACGGAUUGUGUAGCUGUAAAUUACUUUAAUUUCAAUUGUAAACAAUGUAUAAUAUAAAUAAUAUAACGUUAUUAUAAUUAGACUGAUAUAAUCUCUUUGCCAAUGUCACAAACUACGAGUUUUUUUACGUAUUUCGCUUUGAUGUGAGGUUCUCGUGCUUUGUCUUCGUGUGUGACAAUAUACUCAAAAUGGCGCAUCAACUUGCACCGUCUGUGAAUUGUUCACUGGACGACAUUGACCUCAGCGCGUUAAAGGACCCGGCGGGUAUAUUUGAACUCAUUGAAGUUGUUGGAAAUGGCACUUAUGGUCAAGUGUACAAGGGCCGGCACACCAAAACAGGGCAACUUGCUGCCAUCAAAGUUAUGGAUGUCACACAGGAUGAAGAGGAAGAGAUAAAGCUUGAAAUUAAUGUGUUGAAAAAGUAUUCCAACCAUCGUAACAUUGCCACUUAUUAUGGAGCCUUCAUCAAGAAGAGUCCUCCUGGAAAAGAUGAUCAACUUUGGCUGGUUAUGGAGUACUGUGGAGCUGGCUCUGUGACUGACUUGGUGAAGUCUACCAAGGGGCAAUCUCUGAAAGAAGAAUGGAUAUCAUACAUCUGCAGGGAAAUUCUUCGUGGUCUCAGCUAUUUGCACUCAAACAAAGUAAUACACAGAGAUAUUAAAGGACAAAAUGUUUUGUUGACUGACAAUGCUGAAGUAAAGCUUGUGGAUUUUGGUGUAUCUGCUCAAUUGGACAGAACAAUUGGAAGGAGAAACACCUUUAUUGGUACCCCCUACUGGAUGGCGCCUGAAGUGAUUGCGUGCGAUGAGAACCCCGAUGCUACCUACGAUAAUCGCUCUGACCUUUGGUCUCUCGGUAUCACUGCACUUGAGAUGGCAGAGAGUCAACCACCUCUGUGUGAUCUGCAUCCUAUGAGAGCUCUAUUCCUUAUUCCACGAAAUCCACCUCCCCGUUUAAAGUCAAAGAAAUGGGCCAAAAAGUUUCACGGCUUUAUUGAAACUGUUCUUGUUAAGGAUUACCAUCAACGACCUUACACUGAACAAUUAUUAAAACAUCCAUUCAUAAGGGAUCAACCUACAGAAAGGCAGGUGCGAAUACAGCUGAAGGAUCAUAUAGAUAGGUGUAAGAAGAGAAAGCAGGAUAACUCUGUGCGCGAGGAGUACAAGUACUCUGGAUCAGAGGGCGAAGAGGAGGAAAAUGCGGUGGCAGGGGAACCUUCCUCCAUCGUACACAACGCGCCGCAUCAAGGCGGAGAUACUCUGCGGCGCAACUUCCAGCAGAUACAGGAGGGCAGACCAGCCCCCGAAGCGCCGCAGCCGCAGCCGCCGCCGAAACGCAACAGCAAGCGCGAGGAGAGGGAGGAAAUUCCAGAGCCUGGGCCGCCAGCGAGGCCUUCCAUUCCGCAAAGACUGAUCGUUGUGCCCGACCCGCAGGCACAGCCGCCUAAUAGAUAUAGGCCUCUUCCGCCGACGCCAAAGUCUUCGGGCUCGUCGAACAGUUCAGGCUCGAACAAUGGCACGCCACCUGCCAGCGGCCCACAACCUCCGCAACGGGGCUCCCACCACAUUUUCAAACCAAUGCUUCCACCGCGGAGGCCCGAGGACUUGGAUAAGCUGGCGGCGCAACUCAACGAGCUCGGUGUGGUGUCAGGUAACGAGCCACCGAAUCGACCACCGCGUGCGCCUACCAACGGACAAGGGCCGCCUGUAGAACGCAACCCGCCAGAGCCGACAUUCGAGGAUUCUGAAAGUGACUCCGACGCCGAAGAAAGCGGAGGCCGCGUGCGCAACGACGGCACACUGCUCGCCAGCGAUCCGCCCAAGCCGCUUCCCGAGUUCUGCUACAGGCCGGGGCUGAGCGCCGUCAGCGAAGAUGGUGCUGGUAGCGGGGGAGGAGGGGGGGCACCCACGCGUCCCUUGCCCCCGACACCUGAUGACGACGACGCGCACCCUGAUCGCACGCUCGUAAUGAAACGGAAAGAUAAUGGCGAACAUGAUAAACGGCAGUCCGAUGUCGAUGAAGCGGUGCUGCUCAAAGAUUGGGAUUUCGCAAGAUUCUUUCCCUCUAGAAGCACUGAAGCCAAGGAGGGCGCGAAAGAAAAGGUGCAACCGGCCAAGGAAGCCGAACAAAAGCGGGCGCAACUACAAAGACAGUCGCGGAUCGAAAUGGAAGAUGCGUGGGCCAAGUACAAAGCCAUUGCAACUCCGCCUUCUCGCCACAAGCAACUAUUUCAGAAGCCCAGCGAAAAGACCACGCAGGAGAAGCUGUCCGAUAUAUUGAAAUUUAAAAAGGAACAAGACUCAGAGCUGAAUUCUCCAAAUCGGUUCUUUAGAGGGUUUAGAAGAGAAAACUCUGAUCUUUUUCCACUGCCAAGCACCAGACACUCAGCUAUAUAUUUUCCUAAGCACGAAAACUCGGCCGGAGCAAGUAAACAGAUGAGGUCCAGCGGCAUAUUCCGGAAGAAUCAGCCCGUUCCCUCUGGCGAGCCUGUAUUGACAGAUUUCAUUAAAAUGAAUGACAGUUUGAAAAUGUCCGCACAGGGCGAAGUGAAAAAGACUGACAAAAAAGUAGGUGACAAAAGAACACCCAUGAGUAAUCCCAUAGAUGCAUUAAAAAACGUCGCUGCGCUAAUUAGGCAAGAUAGCGAGAAAAGCAACGGCCCGAGCCGGCAGAGCAGCCUGAAUAGUGACUCACCUGCCACCAGCAUCUGCUUUACGAGUAGCACAUCGUUUGAGAAAGCCGGUACCCCAGAUAUCACUGCCAACACGCUAGAAAACAAAAAUCCGUCUAACAACGAAUCCGAACCAAACUGCAUGAUGAAACCUCGCAGAGAAAAGACUGAAUCCGAUAUAGUAUUUCGAAGAAACUCACAUUAUAACCGACACACAGAGCUCAUGGCAAGUAAUGGGCAGGAAGCGGUACUCGCACAGGAUCAGGGUCGUUCGAGCGGAGCCAACGAGGGUAGCGGGUCGCGAACAAGCUCUGUACUGCCUGAUCUCCUCAGCCAGGCCGGACAGCCUACCACACCGCCUCGUCACGACAAAUCGACCAGUGAAGAGUACAGGCAAGCCGUGGCCAGUGGCACGCCCCUCUUGCACCACCAUCACCCCCCGCCGUCGUCUGCGCAGUCCACCCCGUCCAAGUCGUUCGUGGCGGGCGCUGCCAUCGCGCACGGCCUCCAACAUUCCCCUUCCAAUUCCUCUGUGGGGUCCCAACAACAGUUCCUUCCCUUGCAACAGAAGCAGCGCUCGUUCCUCACGUUCGGUUUCGGAGCUGGGUCGACCGGCAGCGGCACUGGCGGCUCCGGAGGAAACUCUUCUCGCCGUGAGAGUCACGUCAAUGUCAACGUGACGCCGACUGGCCACGAUCUCUCUUCCGACACUCCUGAAAUACGUAAAUACAAGAAGAGAUUCAACUCGGAGAUUUUGUGUGCAGCGUUAUGGGGAGUCAAUCUUCUCAUUGGAACGGAAAAUGGUUUGAUGUUGCUGGACCGCUCUGGCCAGGGCAAGGUGUAUCAAUUGAUCUCACGACGCCGCUUCCAACAAAUGGAAGUGUUAGAAGGACAAAACAUUCUGGUGACUGUAUCCGGAAAGAAGAAUCGCGUUCGCGUUUAUUACUUGAGCUGGUUGAAGUCUAAAAUUCUGCGUACUGACGGACUAAGUGAUCAAGUCGAAAGGAGGAAUGGAUGGAUCAACGUAGGUGAGCUGCAAGGCGCAGUUCACUUUAGAAUCGUGAAAUAUGAACGCAUCAAGUUCCUAGUGAUCGCUCUGAAAGAUUCCAUCGAGAUUUACGCGUGGGCACCAAAACCCUAUCACAAAUUCAUGGCCUUCAAGAACUUUGGAGAAUUGCAACAUAGGCCUCUACUGGUUGAUCUAACUAUUGAAGAAGGCAUAAGACUGAAAGUAAUUUACGGCUCAGCUGACGGCUUCCACGCUGUAGACCUAGACAACGCCACAGUCUACGACAUUUAUAUCCCAAAGCAUAUACAGGGGCCUAUUGUACCACACUGUAUUGUACCGCUUCCAAACUCGAAUGGUGUACAGUUACUGUUGUGCUACGAUAACGAAGGCGUUUACGUCAACACUUAUGGACGAGUUAGCAAAAAUAUUGUACUCCAGUGGGGAGAAAUGCCGACGUCUGUCGCAUACAUUGGCACAGGGCAAAUAAUGGGUUGGGGCAACAAAGCCAUCGAGAUCCGUUCUGUCGAAUCCGGACAUCUCGACGGCGUGUUCAUGCACAAGAAAGCACAACGACUCAAGUUCUUAUGUGAACGCAACGACAAAGUAUUCUUUUCUUCAGCCAAAGGCGGAUCCUCUUGUCAGAUAUACUUCAUGACUCUCAACAAGCCAGGCAUGGCCAACUGGUAGUGGCAGGGCGUAGCGGUUGCGAGCGCGCACGAACUGUGAUGAAGCGACACACAACAUCAUUAUGUAUGGUCCUUAUUUGUACAAGCCACAAGUUUAGUCAUAUAGCAAACUACUGGCCAUUUCAAAUGCAAAGACUUGUGAUAGUGACGGAUUAUUAUGUGCUCAAAAGACAAUCCACAAAUAUUAUUACAUUCGAGUAUUCGAGGACCCUCAUCUUUUAUUACGUGGCAUUUUGUACUGAAGAUAGUUAUGUCAAUACAAAUGCUAGUAAGGAACGUAUAUAAUUAUAAGCAAUAACCUCUAGAAUAAAAUGUUUUGAUAUUGACAAUUAUUCGUAAGGUAAUAUAAAUGCUUAGGUUUUAUUAUUACAUAUGUUGCAGUUGUUUAUUUCUGAAAGAAAAUGUAUGUCAAAUCAAACUAUUCAUAUAUGCCAUAUUAUAUUGUUUAUAACGUUAAGAAAUGUGGGUGAUGAUAAAAAAUUAUUUGAUACAAUUAUUUUAUGUUCAUGAUAACUGAUAACAAAGGACAUGCCAUCAUUGACAGAUAUUAAAAUUAUACGACAAUUUACAAAUGAAACACAAUUAGGUAUUGUAAAUUAAUUAAUUAAUCUUUAGGGAUUUUUCACUCUACAAAUUGGCAAUUAGUCAAGUCACUUUGUAUCAUAUUAUCACCAAACAACAAUUUUACUAAUGGUUAAAUCCUUAAAUUUGGUACUAUUUAUUAUUUAUUUGUUAUGUACUAUAUUUUUUACAUGUAUAAAGAUGUAACUGUGCAUAUUGAAAAUUAUAUAUUUGACGACUUUUUAUUUGAAAAU
Messenger RNA from Hyposmocoma kahamanoa, 5201 nucleotides. RefSeq names its product serine/threonine-protein kinase mig-15 (gene msn). Gene Ontology annotation, molecular function: ATP binding; protein kinase activity. The record is from RefSeq and is a predicted model, not a curated record. Gene Ontology annotation, biological process: protein phosphorylation. Bases 209 to 4387 code for a protein of 1392 amino acids. NCBI's taxonomy places the organism in Eukaryota, Metazoa, Arthropoda, Insecta, Lepidoptera, Cosmopterigidae. The transcript has 22 exons.